This is a messenger RNA of Condylura cristata (star-nosed mole), 4204 nucleotides long. It is a transcript of the gene SALL1, whose product is annotated as spalt-like transcription factor 1. Gene Ontology annotation, biological process: regulation of transcription by RNA polymerase II. The transcript has 3 exons. Gene Ontology annotation, cellular component: nucleus. The record is from RefSeq and is a predicted model, not a curated record. Gene Ontology annotation, molecular function: RNA polymerase II cis-regulatory region sequence-specific DNA binding; DNA-binding transcription factor activity, RNA polymerase II-specific. Bases 1 to 4038 code for a protein of 1345 amino acids. Lineage: Eukaryota; Metazoa; Chordata; Mammalia; Eulipotyphla; Talpidae.
AUGCUCAAGUCCCGGGAGACAUUUUGGGAUACGGAGAAGGGGGCUGGAGCCGACAAGGCUCACAAGCGGGCCCGGAGAUCCGCACCUCUGUCCACUAAACCCUGCCUCCGCCUGGGCCCCAGACACCAGGGCUCCUUCCCUAGAGGCCUGCUUCUCGGAGACACAGACAAGGGUCACCCGAACCGCAUCGCUAAGAGCAAGGACGCUCACGUGUGUGGUCGAUGCUGUGCCGAGUUCUUUGAGUUAUCAGACCUUCUGCUCCACAAGAAGAACUGUACUAAAAAUCAAUUAGUUUUAAUCGUCAAUGAAAGUCCGGCCUCCCCACCUGACACCUUCUCCCCCAGCCCCCCUCCCGAUAACCCGGGGGAACAAGUGAAUGCCCCAGCGAACAAAGCAGAGCAAGAGGACAGCGGCGACCUUUCAGAACACAACGGACUUGACGCGGAAGAGCCCAUGGACGCGGAGGCCCCUGCGGCCCCCAAAGGCGGCGGCGGCGGCGGCGGCGGCGGCAGCAUCCUGGGCAGGAGCCACGGUGGGGCCGCCCCCGGCUGCGGCGGCAGCGCCUCCGCAGGUACCUCAGCGAUCACAACCUCUCUACCUCAACUCGGGGACCUGACGACACUGGGCAGCUUCUCCGUGAUCAACAGUAACGUCAUCAUCGAGAACCUCCAGAGCACCAAGGUGGCGGUGGCCCAGUUCUCCCAGGAAGCGAGGUGCGGCGGGGCUUCGGGGGGCAAGCUGGCGGUCCCCGCUCUCAUGGAGCAGCUCUUAGCUCUGCAGCAACAGCAGAUCCACCAGCUGCAACUGAUCGAACAGAUUCGUCACCAAAUAUUGCUGUUGGCUUCUCAGAACGCAGACUUGCCAACCUCUUCUAGUCCUUCUCAAGGUACUUUACGAACAUCUGCCAACCCCUUGUCUACACUAAGUUCCCAUUUAUCUCAGCAGCUGGCAGCAGCAGCUGGAUUAGCACAGAGCCUCGCUAGCCAAUCUGCCAGCAUCAGCGGUGUGAAACAGCUCCCCCCCGUCCAGCUACCUCAGAGCAGUUCUGGCAAUACCAUCCUUCCACCCAGCAGCGGCUCUUCCCCCACUGUUAACAUCCUGGCAGCAGCGGUUACCACACCCCCCUCAGAAAAAGUGGCUUCGAGCGCUGGUGCCCCCCAAGCCAGCAACCCAGCAGUCUCGGCAUCACCCUCACCAGCUUUUGCAAUAAGCAGUUUGUUAAGUCCUGCGUCUAAUCCACUUCUACCUCAGCCGGCCCCUGCUAACUCGGUGUUCCCCAGCCCUUUGCCCAACCUUGGAACAACUGCAGAGGAUUUAAACUCCUUGUCUGCCUUGGCCCAGCAAAGAAAAAGCAAGCCACCAAAUGUCACGGCCUUCGAAGCGAAAAGCGCGUCCGACGAGGCGUUCUUCAAACACAAGUGCAGGUUCUGCGCGAAGGUCUUCGGGAGCGACAGUGCCUUGCAGAUCCACCUGCGCUCCCACACGGGAGAGAGGCCGUUCAAGUGCAACAUCUGCGGGAACCGGUUCUCCACCAAGGGGAACCUCAAAGUCCACUUUCAGCGCCACAAAGAGAAGUACCCACAUAUCCAGAUGAACCCCUACCCCGUGCCUGAGCACCUGGACAAUAUCCCCACCAGCACCGGCAUCCCCUACGGCAUGUCAAUCCCUCCGGAAAAGCCUGUCACCAGCUGGCUUGACACCAAACCGGUCCUGCCCACCCUCACCACCUCAGUCGGCCUGCCGCUGCCCCCCACCCUGCCGGGCCUCGCGCCCUUCAUCAAGACGGAAGAGCCAGCCCCCAUCCCCAUCAGCCAUUCUGCCGCCAGCCCCCCGGGCUCCGUCAAAAGCGACUCGGGGGCCCCCGAGCCGAGCACCAGAAGCCAGGGGGGGCUCCCCGAAGAGGGCGAGGGGCCCACCGCUCCCCCCGCCGGUGGCAAGAGCGAGGAGAGCGGCGCGGUCACCGGCCCGGGCCCGGCCCUGGGCAGCAGCGCCCUGAGCUCCCCCGCGGCCGACUGCAGCCCCGGCCACGCCACCUUCUCCAACCCGUUGCUGCCGCUCAUGUCCGAGCAGUUCAAGGCCAAGUUUCCUUUCGGGGGCCUCUUGGACUCCGCGCAGGCCUCGGAGACGUCCAAGCUCCAGCAGCUGGUGGAGAACAUUGACAAGAAGGCCACCGACCCCAACGAGUGCAUCAUCUGCCACCGCGUGCUCAGCUGUCAGAGCGCCCUGAAGAUGCACUAUCGCACGCACACGGGGGAGCGGCCCUUCAAGUGCAAGAUCUGCGGCCGGGCCUUCACCACGAAAGGGAACCUCAAGACCCACUACAGCGUCCACCGUGCGAUGCCCCCGCUCAGAGUCCAGCACUCCUGCCCCAUCUGCCAGAAGAAGUUCACCAACGCCGUGGUCCUGCAGCAGCACAUCCGCAUGCACAUGGGGGGGCAGAUCCCCAACACCCCAGUCCCCGACAGCUACCCCGAGUCCAUGGAGUCCGACACAGGCUCCUUCGAUGAGAAAAAUCUCGACGACCUCGACAACUUCUCCGACGAGAACAUGGACGACUGUCCUGAGGGCAGCAUCCCCGACACGCCCAAGUCGGCCGACGCCUCCCAAGACAGCCUGUCGUCCUCGCCCUUGCCCCUCGAGAUGUCCAGCAUCGCCGCUUUGGAAAAUCAGAUGAAGAUGAUCAACGCCGGCCUGGCGGAGCAGCUGCAGGCCAGCCUGAAGUCGGUGGAGAACGGGUCGGUGGAAGGGGACGUGCUGACCAACGACUCGUCCUCGGUGGGGGGGGACAUGGAGAGCCAGAGCGCCGGCAGCCCGGCCAUCUCAGAGUCCACCUCCUCCAUGCAGGCGCUGUCCCCCUCCAACAGCACCCAGGACUUCCACAAGUCGCCCAGCGUGGACGAGAAGCCACAGAGAGCGGCCCCGAGCGAGUUUGCCAACGGCCUGUCCCCCGCCCCAGUCAACGGUGGGGCUCUGGACCUGACCUCCACCCACGCAGAGAAAAUCAUCAAAGAAGAUUCUUUGGGGAUCCUCUUCCCGUUCAGAGACCGGGGUAAAUUUAAAAAUACUGCUUGCGACAUUUGUGGCAAAACAUUUGCUUGUCAGAGUGCCUUGGACAUUCACUACAGAAGUCAUACCAAAGAGAGACCGUUUAUUUGCACAGUUUGCAAUCGUGGCUUUUCCACAAAGGGUAAUUUGAAGCAGCACAUGUUGACACAUCAGAUGCGAGAUCUCCCAUCACAGCUCUUCGAGCCCAGCUCCAACCUCGGCCCCAAUCAGAACUCGGCGGCCAUUCCCGCCAACUCACUGUCGUCUCUCAUCAAGACAGAGGUCAACGGCUUCGUGCAUUUCACUCCUCAGGACGGUAAGGACCCCCCCGCCAGCCAGGUCCCCCCGGGGCCUCUGUCAUCCUCCGCCACGUCCCCGGUUCUGCUCCCGGCCCUGCCCCGGAGAACUCCCAAACAGCACUACUGCAACACGUGUGGCAAGACCUUCUCCUCGUCCAGCGCCCUGCAGAUUCACGAGAGAACUCACACUGGAGAGAAACCCUUUGCUUGCACUAUUUGUGGAAGAGCGUUCACAACAAAAGGCAAUCUUAAGGUACACAUGGGCACACACAUGUGGAAUAGCGCCCCCGCGCGGCGGGGGCGGCGGCUCUCUGUGGACGGCCCGAUGACAUUUCUAGGAGGCAACCCCGUCAAGUUCCCAGAAAUGUUCCAGAAGGAUUUGGCAGCCAGGUCAGGAAGUGGGGAUCCUUCCAGUUUCUGGAAUCAGUAUGCAGCCGCGCUCUCCAACGGGCUGGCCAUGAAGGCGAAUGAGAUCUCCGUCAUUCAGAAUGGUGGCGUCCCUCCAAUUCCUGAAAGCCUCGGCACCGGGAGCAGCUCACCUAUUAGUGGGCUGACGGGAAACCUGGAGAAGCUCCAGAACUCGGAGCCCAGCGCUCCUCUGGCUGGCCUGGAGAAAAUGGCAAAUAGCGAGAACGGAACCAACUUCCGUUUCACCCGCUUCGUGGAGGACAGCAAGGAGAUCGUCACAAGUUAAAGCGGUUCUGGCCUGACACAGAGCAUUCCUGUUCCAUCAAGGCCCCGGGUGACCGCUUCCUCCUCGCCCCCUUUCCGCUCCCUUCUUCUGCCCCCAGAUGUAUGGACUACAUUAUGAAGACGUUCUUUUGUACCUUGUUCAACUUCUAGAGUUCUAAGAAAGCUUA